AUGAUCGAAUUGAACAGCUCUGUGGCCUUGUUGGGCCUUGCCCUCACUUCCAUCUACGCAUUCUAUGCCCUUCUGAAACUCUACCACCAUGUGCAAUACUCCCCCCUCAACGCUGCAAAGGAUGCCCACUGGUCGGUGAAAUUUACAGCGGCAUGGGUUUGGUGGAAGACGGUCAACGAAGUGGAUGCCCAAGCCAUCCAUGACGCCCAUGUCCGCUUGGGCCCCGUCGUCCGAGUCGGACCGCAUGAGAUCUCCGUCAACGAUGUUGAUGGCGGGCUGAAGCCCAUCUACGAGGGCCGUCUGCCCAAGACCGACCUUUACCAGCUCGCCGUGGCCUUUGGGGAGCCGCCGAUGUUUGCAAUUCGCAACGAAGACUCGCACAGGCGACAGAAGAGGCUGCUCGCCAAGCCGUAUGGCAAAACGUUCCUGAUGGGCAGCCGCGAAUGGCAGGAGGAGCGGGCCAAGCUCGCCGACGACUUCGUGAGCGGUCUUGAUAAGCUCGUUCAGCCACGCCCAGAUGUGGAGCUCUACGACAUCUUGUUUGCUUGGUCAAUGGCUACCAUGAGCACGUAUGUGUUUGGGCAAGACAGGGCCGUGAACUUGUUGCACAAUCUCCCCGAAGCCCAGCGGAUGCGCAAGGCAUAUUACCGUCAACGAGCAUAUCUAUUCAUCCAAGCCUCGCUUCCCAUCCCGGCCAAAGUUUUCGACUGGUUGGGGUUUCGAUCAGAGCUCGAGUUCAUACGGGCUUUGCAGAAACAAACAGAACAGGCCGAACAAAGCGCCGGGACGGCGCGAUCGACUGAUGGACGGACCAGCGUUUACAGUUUCAUGAGAAGUAGCGUGUUCGCGGCGAGAGAAAAGAAGGACAGUGAGAAGUUGGAGCUCUCCCCCAAGGAGACGGCAAUCAUCACGAGCGAGAUGCAGGAUCACUUCGUCGCAGGCAUCGAUACCUCGGUCAUCGGCCUCAUGACCUGCGCGUGGGAGCUCAGCAGUGAAAGCAAUAAACAUUGGCAGGAUCGGCUACGGGAAGAAGUGCGGUCUGCUCGCAAUGCUUCCUCUCAACGCCAUCCUGAUCUCGAGGGGCAGCCAGUCCUGGACGCCAUUGUUCGAGAGACCCUUCGUCUCCACCCUCCCGGACUUGGUAACCUGCCCCGCUACACAGACAAACCUAUCAUUCUUGGGCCGCCGGGCCAUGAAGUCAUGGUUCCCGCAGGGGUGCAGGUCUCCUGUCAGGCCCUCUCCCUCCACCGUAAACCCAGCGUGUUCAAAGACCCCGAUGACUUCCGGCCAGAACGCUGGCUGGAUGCCACACCCGAGGAGCGAAAAGAAAUGGACCGCUGGUUCUGGGCGUUCGGCUCUGGUUCACGGAAAUGCGUCGGAGAACACCUUGCGCUGGGCAGUCUGCGCGUGGCAAUGGCCGCCAUCUGGGGCAAUUUUGAGACAUCGACGACGGAUGAUCCAGAGUUUGUGUUGAGUAAGGGCCUGAUUGCCACUCCACUUCCCAAUAAGCACAGGGACUACCUCCGACUACAUGUCCGCAGAGUGCAGGAAUGA
Neohortaea acidophila is the source of this 1554-nucleotide messenger RNA. Its product is annotated as cytochrome P450. Gene Ontology annotation, molecular function: iron ion binding; oxidoreductase activity, acting on paired donors, with incorporation or reduction of molecular oxygen; heme binding. The coding region runs from base 1 to 1554 and encodes 517 amino acids. The transcript has a single exon. NCBI's taxonomy places the organism in Eukaryota, Fungi, Ascomycota, Dothideomycetes, Mycosphaerellales, Teratosphaeriaceae. The record is from RefSeq and is a predicted model, not a curated record.